This is a messenger RNA of Miniopterus natalensis, 2086 nucleotides long. The record is from RefSeq and is a predicted model, not a curated record. Lineage: Eukaryota; Metazoa; Chordata; Mammalia; Chiroptera; Miniopteridae.
AUGGGGACACAGCCCAUCCUUGUCAAGCCGCUGCAGCUCCCGCCUCCACCGCGAGGAGGAGGGGGCGCCAGUGGACGGCCUCGCGUGAGAGCCAGCCGCGGCUACCUGCGCCCCUACCUGCGCCCCUGCGCCCCCGGAGGCGCGCCCAGCGCUAUGCAGCCGUGGGCAUGCCGAGGCCACCAGGAGCACACAGGGCCCAGGGUGAAAGGGUGGGAGCGGGGAUGGGAGGGGGCGAGACGCAUCCCCUCCACGCCCCCCACCUUCGCCCAGUAUCCUGGGUACAACCUUGACCCCACCCCCACGCCUUCCAUCCAGACUGCGGACCAGGUGUCCCGGCCCCCUCCCUGUCCCCGAGGGCGCCCCACCAGCUCAGCACAGGUGCCUCCACAGACCCUGCGCCCCCAGAAAAGAGACCUGUCCGAGGCCUGGGAGGCUCUGAGGAAGAUCAUCACCACACUGGCUGUGAAGAAUGAAGAGAUUCAGAGUUUUAUCUACUCCCUCAAGCAGAUGCUGCUGAACAUGGAGGCGAACUCGGCCAAGGUGCAGGAGGACCUGGAGGCAGAGUUCCAGUCCUUGUUCUCCCUCCUGGAGGAGCUGAAGGAGGGGAUGCUCAUGAAGAUAAAACAGGACCGUGCCAGCAGAACCUAUGAGCUGCAGAACCAGCUGGCUGCCUGCACUCGGGCCCUGGAGAGCUCUGAGGAGCUUCUGGAGACAGCCAACCAGACCUUGCAGGCCACAGACAGCGAGAACUUUCCUCAGGCUGCCAAGCAACUCAAAGAUGGUGUUACAAUGGCUCCUGCCUUCCGGCUGUCAUUGAAAGCCAAAGUCAGCGACAACAUGAGUCACCUCAUGGUGGACUUUGCCCAGGAGAGGAGGAUGCUACAGGCACUCAAGUUCCUGCCUGUCCCCAGCGCCCCCAUGAUCGACCUGGCUGAGUCCCUGGUGGCAGACAACUGUGUGACGCUGGUGUGGCGCAUGCCAGAUGAGGACAACAAGAUUGACCACUAUGUGCUGGAGUACCGGCGGACAAACUUCGAGGGCCCGCCCCGUCUCAAGGAGGACCAGCCCUGGAUGGUUGUGGAAGGCAUUCGGCAGACAGAGUACACCCUGACUGGUCUCAAGUUUGACAUGAAAUACAUGAAUUUCCGUGUGAAGGCCUGUAAUAAGGCAGUUGCAGGCGAGUUCUCCGAGCCGGUGACUCUGGAGACACCAGCGUUCAUGUUCCGCCUGGAUGCAUCCACAUCCCACCAGAACCUUCGGGUAGAUGAUCUCUCCGUGGAGUGGGACGCCAUGGGCGGGAAGGUGCAGGAUAUCAAGGCUCGAGAGAAAGAUGGCAAGGGGCGGACAGCGUCUCCCGUCAACUCCCCAGCCAGAGGUACUCCAUCUCCCAAGAGGAUACCCUCAGGUCGUGGGGGACGGGAUCGCUUCACAGCUGAGUCCUACACAGUGCUAGGGGACACGCUGAUCGAUGGCGGGGAACAUUACUGGGAGGUGCACUAUGAGCCAGACAGCAAGGCAUUCGGCGUGGGGGUGGCCUACCGCAGCCUGGGCCGCUUCGAGCAGCUAGGCAAGACAGCGGCGUCCUGGUGCCUGCACAUCAACAACUGGUUGCAGGUCAGCUUCACCGCCAAGCAUGCCAACAAGGCCAAGGUGCUGGAUGCCCCCGUGCCUGACUGCCUGGGCGUGCACUGCGACUUCCACCAAGGCCUUCUGUCCUUCUACAACGCCCGCACCAAACAGCUGCUGCACACCUUCAAGGCCAAGUUCACUCAGCCACUGCUGCCUGCUUUCACAGUUUGGUGUGGCAGUUUCCACGUGACAACAGGCCUACAGGUCCCCAGCUCUGUGCGCUGCCUACAGAAGCGAGGCAGUGCCACCAGCAGCUCCAACACCAGCCUCACCUAGGCCAGUGCACCCAGCUGGGCUUAUUUUGGGAGCCACCACCAGGCCUCCGCUGUUUCAGCCAGACACUCUCCUCUUGCUGCUUGGAGCCUUAACUCCUAAUGGGGGUCACUAACAGGAAGCAGGCACCAGGACAGGCCCUUCUCCCCACCUCACUUCCUAAUAAAGGUCAAACACUGGCCAG